AUGAAUUUAUCCAUCAUCCUUUCUUGCAUCCUGGGUUCUUUACUCUGUUUCUCCAACAAUGUAUAUGGAUGGGAUACAGAUGAUCAUGAGAUCUUUGAUUUAGUUAGCGCACUUGAAGCUUCAGAAGGAAAAGGCACUACGUUUUAUACGUUCUUAAACAUCACUAAAUCGGCCAGUUUACCCGAAAUUAAUAAAGCUGCACGUAGAAGAUCACUUGAACUACAUCCAGAUAAGAAUCCGAAUGUGAAAGAUAUCGAAGCUAGAUUUGCUAGAUUAGGUGUUAUUACUGCGAUCUUGAGGGAUGAAGAGAAACGUGAACGGUAUAAUUUCUUUCAUGAUAAUGGUGUACCUAAAUGGAAAGGAACUGGAUAUAUGUAUUCUCGUUGGCAACCUGGUCUUGGGUUUGCUAUUAUGUUUGUGUUGAGUGUAGCUACUUUAAUGCAUUAUGGAAUUCAACAUGUUCAUUACAGAUCAGAAUUAAUCAGAAUCCGAAAAUUUCAAAUCGCAGCCAAACAAGCAGCAUAUGGUCCCAAAGGAUUACAAGCACCAGAAAAACCAAAACCAUCAUCAACAACACAAGUUUUAGAAAAAGAAGAAACCGAAAGCAAAGUGCCUAGAAAGAAAGUCAAGAUCUCAAUUGAAAAGAGUUUAUCAUUAGGAGAAGAGAAUCUUAAAGCAGAAGAAUCAUCAUCAUCAUCAUCAGAUGUACCGAUGGUGAUGAGUCGACAAGAAAGACGACGUCAAUUACAAGCAGGUCAAAAGAAUUCAAACCUUUCGAAACCUACUCAAGCUGGUUGGAUUGAUAUGGUUGUUGAAGGUGAUUUUGUUUGGAUCGUUGCUGAGGAUGGAACAGAUGAAUCAGCAGCUACUAAACCUUCAUUGAAGAAUACGUUUAUACCGGCAACGGCUUAUAGAUUUGUUUCGUCUUAUUUACCUAUGAGUCAAGUACCUGGAAGAACAGAAGAAGUAGUUGAAUCGAAUGAAAAAUUAAAUCAACAGGAAAAUGAAGGUGAAGGUGAAGGUGAUCGGAAUUCGAAUGGGAUGGUUAGGAAACGAAAAACUGGGAAAUCUAAAAAAUAA
Melampsora larici-populina 98AG31 is the source of this 1080-nucleotide messenger RNA. RefSeq lists its product as uncharacterized. The record is from RefSeq and is a predicted model, not a curated record. NCBI's taxonomy places the organism in Eukaryota, Fungi, Basidiomycota, Pucciniomycetes, Pucciniales, Melampsoraceae. Gene Ontology annotation, cellular component: endomembrane system. The transcript has 8 exons. The coding region runs from base 1 to 1080 and encodes 359 amino acids.